GCCAGGGCUGCCCGCGGCGCUGCCUGUGUCGCCGGGAAGCGCCAGUCAGCUGAGAGCGCCGUGGCCGCCGGGAGAUGCUGUGGAUUGCAAUCUGGCUGGGCCUGGGGCUGCUGGGAUUGGUGCUGCUCCUGCGCCAAUGGUGCUGGGGCUGGGUGCUCAUCUUUUACCAUGAGCUGGUCCUACAGCCACUCAAGAACCUCAUCAUGGGCAACAGCAAGGAGCAACGUAUCCUGAACCAUGUGCAGCAGCACGCUCAGCGCGGGGACCCGCAGAGUGUGCUGGAAACCAUCGACACCUACUGCUCAAAGAAGGAGUGGGCCAUGAACGUGGGUGACAAGAAAGGAGAGAUCAUGGACGCAGUGAUACAGGAGCACCGCCCCUCCCUGCUGCUGGAGCUGGGGGCCUACUGUGGCUACUCGGCUGUGCGCAUGGCCCGCCUGCUGCCCCCGGGCGGGCGGCUGUUCACCAUGGAGAUCAACCCUGACUUUGCUGCCAUCACCCAGCAGAUGCUGGACUUUGCCGGCCUGCAGGACAAGGUCACCGUGCUGCUGGGGGCGUCCCAGGACCUCAUCCCCCAACUGAAGCAGCAGUAUGACGUGGACACUCUGGACAUGGUGUUCCUGGACCACUGGAAGGAGCGCUACCUACCGGACACACUGCUGCUGGAGAAGUGUGGCCUGUUGCGGAAGGGGACGGUGCUGCUGGCUGACAACGUCAUCUGUCCAGGGGCCCCAGACUUCCUGGCACACGUGCGUGGAAGCAGCAGCUUCGAAUGCACCCACUACAGCUCAUUCCUGGAAUACAUGUCAGUGGUGGAUGGGCUGGAGAAGGCCAUCUAUGUGGGCCCAGGUGGCCCAGCAUGAUCUCAACCAUGCACCCUGCCCUGGAUCCCUCCAACAAGCUGGCCCCUGCCAACCCUGCUUCUGUUACUGCUGCCUGGGGUAUCUGCCUUCAAGUGCCAGGCAUACUCAGUGCCUGAAAGUCCUGGGCCCUGGCCACACCUGCCUCCCUAUGCUGUGAUCCCGGGCAGCUAUGCAGUGAACAAAGGGAUGCCAGCAGGAUAAUGCCUGGGCCCAGCCAGUGGUGCUCCCAUCCGAUCUCUGGGCUCCUGAGACGCAGGCCUGGCAGGGCCAGGAGCUGCUUCUGCAAACGGCCUGGCCUUGCCCUCAAGCUGUCCUCUAGGUUCCUGCCAGCAGGUGGCAGCACAGUGCCUCAGCCACAACUCCACUUUCCAGCCCUGCCUGUACUUCUGACAGGAUGAAUUCUAACCCCUUGACGUCCGGGCAGCUGUAACCACCUUGGACACAACUGCAUACCAGGGAAAUUAAAGACCUAGCAUUUCAAUA
Messenger RNA from Ochotona curzoniae (black-lipped pika), 1346 nucleotides. Its product is annotated as catechol O-methyltransferase-like. NCBI's taxonomy places the organism in Eukaryota, Metazoa, Chordata, Mammalia, Lagomorpha, Ochotonidae. The record is from RefSeq and is a predicted model, not a curated record. Bases 75 to 863 code for a protein of 262 amino acids. Gene Ontology annotation, molecular function: catechol O-methyltransferase activity; magnesium ion binding. Gene Ontology annotation, cellular component: axon; membrane; dendrite. Gene Ontology annotation, biological process: developmental process; dopamine metabolic process; catecholamine catabolic process. The transcript has 5 exons.